AAGCUUUUAGAACAUGUUCGUGCUGGCACUGCUAGAAGAUACCGUUGCUGUGAAGCCUCACGAACUCGAUAAGGAGCUGGGAUCGGUGCUCAGACGUCGUAUCAAUCAGAGGCUCUCAAAUAAAGUAGUGCCAGAGUUGGGGCUCUGCAUUUGCGUAUACGAUCUACUAGAAGUGGGUGUCCUCUACAUCUUACCUGGCGAAGGCAGUGGACAUACGCGAGUUAAGUUCCGUCUCGUUGUAUUCCGACCACAUGUUGAUGAGGUAAUCCAAGCACGAGUGGUCGCAUCUAAUAGUCAUGGCUUGAAAUUAUCUGUGGAGUUUUUCGAAGAUAUCACAAUACCUGCUGAACGACUCCCUGAGCCACAUGUAUUCGAACAGAGCGAACAGGUUUGGUAUUGGGAAUAUCCAGCAGAAGACGGACAACCACCCGCAAAACUUUAUAUGGACCCCGGAAAGACAGUUCGUUUUCGAGUUGUUGAAAAUAUAUUCAGAGAUGUUAAACCAAAUCUGACCCCUGAAGAGGCUCAGAAAGAGAAAUCGUAUGAAAUAAUUGGCACUAUGGCAGAAACUGGUCUCGGUUGUGUUGCAUGGUGGUCACAAGCGGAGGAAGAUGCUGGUGAAGAGGGUGAGGAUAUGGAAGAAGAGUGAUGGGAAGUGUGAAUCUCGCAAUUAUUGUUCAUAAU
Cylicocyclus nassatus is the source of this 684-nucleotide messenger RNA. Lineage: Eukaryota; Metazoa; Nematoda; Chromadorea; Rhabditida; Strongylidae. The record is from the annotation of a GenBank genome assembly.